This is a messenger RNA of Amblyraja radiata (thorny skate), 6597 nucleotides long. RefSeq names its product acyl-CoA synthetase long chain family member 4a (gene acsl4a). Gene Ontology annotation, molecular function: arachidonate-CoA ligase activity. NCBI's taxonomy places the organism in Eukaryota, Metazoa, Chordata, Chondrichthyes, Rajiformes, Rajidae. The record is from RefSeq and is a predicted model, not a curated record. Gene Ontology annotation, biological process: long-chain fatty acid metabolic process; long-chain fatty-acyl-CoA metabolic process; neuron differentiation. Gene Ontology annotation, cellular component: lipid droplet; endoplasmic reticulum; plasma membrane. Bases 542 to 2674 code for a protein of 710 amino acids. The transcript has 16 exons.
UGAUAAAAUGUUCCAGUCAUAUUUCUGAAUCACUUCCUGCCCAAGUGUUCUCCCCUUUCACCCACUGCUGAGGAUCAUGAGCUAGUUUGGUGUAGCAAACAUGCUGCUUAUAAAAAGAUCAGCUCUGCCUCCACAUGCUGCAUUCCAGACCCUCUCAGCUGGUUGAAGGCAUUGGCUGCACGUCUGAAGUCUCUCAGUCAGUGUUCGGCGCUACUAUCCUGCUUGUUUAAACAAAUCCAAAAGAAUAGGAACUCCAAAAGGACCUGAAGUCUUUCCAAAGUAGGAUCUGUUUGUCUCCUGUUGGUUUGUAAAACGCCGGGGUAACUCUCGCUUUCGCCUUUUUAUCUUUCCUGAUCACGUCACACUCCAGCCUUGCUUUCGUCAUUCAGCAAACUCUUUCGGCAACUUCUGGGAACUGAUCCAUGUUUUGUCGCCACGCCCCAAACCCAUAGUCAGUUGGGAGUGAAAGACGUCAAGUGGAUCCUAGAAAGCCUCUUGCCUCUGGGCUUCCCGCUGAUUAGAGAGGACAAACAAACCCGCCAUGACACUUAGACAAGAGGUGCCCCAUGUUUUCUUGCUUCCUGUCUACUUGCUGAUGUGGCUGUAUACAACCCUCACCUUUAUCCCAUGGUAUUUCCUCUCUGAUGCAAAGAAUAAAAAGACCAUGGCAAAACGAAUCAAGGCAAAGGCCACAUCCGACAAGCCCGGCAGCCCAUUCCGCUCCGUGGACCACUUUGACUCGCUUGCCAGUGUGGACUUCCCUGGAUUGGAUACACUGGACAAGCUGUUUGACGCUGCUGUGAAGAAGUUUCCGGAACAUGAUUGUCUGGGUACACGGGAGAGGCUGAGUGAAGAAAACGAAGUCCAGGCCAACGGCAAAUUGUUUAAAAAGCUAAUUCUCGGGGAAUAUAGAUGGCUAAGUUAUGAAGAAGUCGGUCAACGUGUGAACUUCUUUGGCAAAGGUCUCUCUGCCCUGGGACUGAAGCCAAAGGAUAAGAUUGCCAUCUUCUGUGAAACCAGGGCUGAGUGGAUGAUUGCAGCACAAGCCUGCUUCAAGUUUAAUUUUCCACUUGUGACAAUUUAUGCCACCCUUGGAGAAGAUGCUGUCACUUAUGGACUGAAUGAAUCUGAAGUGACUCAUCUUGUCACCAGCAUGGAGCUCCUGGACACCAAGCUGAAGAGUGCGUUACCAAAAAUUCGCAGUCUAAAGCACAUCAUUUAUGUGGACAAGAAGACUAUCAAUACUUCCGGAUACCCUGAUGCUCUUCAGAUUCACAAUAUGGCUGCCGUGGAAGAGCUGGGAGCCAAGUCAGAGACUUCGGAGAAAGCUUCUUCCCGGCCUGCCCCAUCUGACUUGGCAGUGGUCAUGUACACGAGUGGUUCGACAGGCCGGCCAAAGGGAGUGAUGAUGAUUCACAGUAACUUAAUAGCGGGCAUGACGGGCCAAUGUCAGAGAAUACCCGAGCUGGGACCCAAAGAUACGUAUAUUGGAUAUCUGCCACUAGCUCAUGUGUUGGAGCUUACUGCAGAAAUCUCUUGUGUUGCUUAUGGCUGUCGAAUUGGUUAUUCAUCCCCACAGACACUGUCUGAUCAGUCAACUAAAAUCAAGAAGGGCAGUAAAGGGGAUUGUUCUGUCCUGAAGCCAACACUGAUGGCAGCGGUCCCGGAAAUCAUGGACCGAAUUUAUAAGAACCUCAUGAGCAAGGUGCAGGAAAUGAACUAUUUGCAGAGAACCUUGUUCAAACUAGGUUAUGAUUACAAGUUGGAGCAGAUCCAAAGGGGUUACGAUGCACCACUUUGCAACCUGGUUUUAUUUAAGAAAGUGAAAGCCCUGUUGGGAGGAAACGUGCGAAUGAUGCUGUCUGGAGGUGCUCCCCUGUCUUCACAAACCCAGAGGUUCAUGAACGUGUGCUUUUGCUGUCCCGUGGGCCAAGGUUAUGGCUUGACAGAAACAUGUGGGGCUGGCUCCAUCACCGAGGUGUCAGACUACAGCACAGGCAGAGUUGGAGCUCCACUUAUCUGCUGUGAAAUCAAACUGAGAGACUGGGAAGAAGGGGGGUAUACUACUCAUGACCAGCCAAACCCAAGAGGAGAGAUUCUGAUCGGUGGGCCAAAUGUGGCGGAGGGGUACUUCAAAGGAAAUUCCGCCAAUGAUGACUUUUUUGAGGACAGCAGUGGCCAGCGUUGGUUUUGCACUGGUGAUGUGGGUGAAUUCCACGCGGAUGGCUGCCUACAAAUCAUUGAUCGAAAGAAAGACUUGGUAAAGCUACAAGCUGGAGAAUAUGUAUCUUUGGGCAAAGUUGAAUCUGCCUUGAAGAGCUGUUCCCUCAUUGACAAUAUAUGUGCGUAUGCAAACAGCGAGCAAUCCUACGUGAUCAGUUUUGUGGUGCCCAACCAGAAGAAACUGACAGCUCUGGCGGAGCAGAAACGCGUUCAGGGAACCUGGGAGGAUAUUUGUAACGACAGCAAGAUGGAGGCGGAGGUGCUUCGGGAGAUCAAAGAGGCAUCGGUGUCCAGUAAACUGGAGAAGUUUGAAGUCCCCAUCAAGGUGCGUUUGAGCCCAGAGCCGUGGACGCCUGAAACAGGGCUGGUAACGGAUGCCUUCAAGCUAAAACGGAAGGAACUAAAGAACCACUACCUCAAUGAUAUUGAGAGGAUGUAUGGAGGGAAGUAGGCCCUCCAAACGCCUGGAUUAUACUUUUCUGGUGCCUGCCGAGUAGUGUACCUAUAAUUUAAAAGCCAGUGAAUGAAUGACUCACUUUAAACAUUAAUUGAACCAAAAGGACAAUGCUCUAGUUAAUUGUUACCCCCCAAUGUAUUCAGUCUGACCAAGCAAGGUUGUACCAGGUUGUACCUGCCUUCUGCUGGUUGGUGAUCAUUGUCCUUUUGCGUGUUGGCUUUUGAACCUUUUUAUUUAUUACAUUCUCGUGCUUGUCGUUAAAUAAGGACCACUGAUUAUACCAUGUGUGCUGGAGGUGGAGGCAAGUUUUGAGUUAAUUAUUGGUGUAAAUAUUUUUUUUGGGUGAAAACAAAACUUCAAUCGUUUCCUUUUAAACAUUCUCAAAGACGGACAACACUUUUUUUCGACUGCAUCUUGAUCUCCUGAAGUCCCCGAGUUAGAUGAAGUCACCAAAUUUAUUUUGAUGUGAUGUUUGCACUAUAAUUAUCUUGUGAAUGUAUAGAGCUUUGCUGAAGAAGGGUUUUACUUAGAACUACAAAAAAAAACUGCUAUACAUACCAGUCAAUAACCAGAGACAUUUUUUGUUUAAUAGGACCCAGAUAAACAUUUAUUCAAACAGUGAACAGCUUUAGUUGCCUUCAUGAUAUUUCUGCUGGUGUAGUUUACAACGCUGCAAUAACCCGAUACCCACUGACCUUCCUUCAUCUGGCAGAUUGUGCCCCAACUAACGUCCUGUGUUCUUGCACCACAAGACUCCGUCCGGUCCGCAGAAAACAUUGCUGGAUGUUUUUGCACAUAACUUUUUUGAAUACAUAGGUCGCCUAGCUACAAAAAGCGGUGUUGCCAUCUGAUGCCGUCUCUGGAUUCAUGCAUUACUUAACGCCUAACCUUUGUUCAGUUAUGUUACUUGAGCCACAUGAUUGUUUAUUUUAUAUAUGAUUUGCAACAACUCAUUACCAGUUUAAAAAAAAAAGCCCUAUUAAAAGAAAAUGAGCAGAUUAGCAGAACCUGGCUGGCUGGUAGUUUGACACUGGUAGACACUGAGAAAGCUGCAUGUGCGUGCCGUGCUUCCCCCCCCCCCCCCCCCCCCUUCAUACAGCCUGCUUCCCGAUCUUCAGUUCCCACUUGAAGAAGCCACUGACAUCCAUGGAGCAUUAUCUGAGAACAAGUCAUCCCUCAGGAAACACCCCUAUGUCAAGUGGUUAACGCAUUUCAUUGCUAAGCGAGCAUAUCCUUGCUAUCGAGAGUAGUGACAUGGACAAACAUUUGUGAAAGCAAAUGUCCUUUCUUGCAUCAGGCUUGCUGCUUUGCCCCACAAAUGCUCUGGCAGUUUCCUCACAAUACUGUGAAUUUUACAUCUGUUGUUCCCAUCCCCAGUUGCAACUCCCUAGUGUUGUGAGCUCGAUAAAAGUUGUGUGUUUUACAAAUGCCUCCUUGCUGCCUUUAACAUUUCUAAAAGAAUACUACCGGCAUCUGGUUUUGUGGUUGGCAUUCUUCAAUAUACAAUUUUCUGUUUCGGGUAAGGUUAAAGCCAAUUCACCAGCAGUAGGUUUUCACGGAGGCUGCUCCAGAGACGACUCAUGCCAAGAAUGAAAUAUUUGGCAUCUGUUUAAUGAGCCACAAUUCUGAACAGCAUUUAUAAGAUUUUAGCCACUAAUACUAAUUGAGCCCACUAUAAAGUCCGCCCAGUUGUCCAUUGUCCAUUGCUGUUUGGUUCAUUAGUGAAUGGAACUCUUCUUUGCCCUUCUCUACCUUCCAGAAUAUUUGAAGGAGUAGCUGAUGUAAAAUGUUUCAUGAAAUUUAAAUGUUGGAAAUUUAUAAUUGCACAUUGGAAUGAAAUAGGUCAGGGACUAGUAAAACAGCAGUAUGAUUCAAUGUUUUUUUUAUAUAUAUCCAGGUAUAAAAUAAAGUAUUUGAGGGUGUAUCUUUCUGAAAGCUGAUUCUUUAGAGCGGCAUUCUAAACAUCCAUAUAUACAAUCUAUUUCAAAAUGUUUGUGGUGAAUCAUUUGCUGUAAACUGCUGUACAUUUUGAAAAGUUCUUUAUUUAAUGUUUGUAAAUUGGAGGAUGAGGUAGACAAUUCAUUGUGAUGUUAUGAUGAAUGUUUUGAGGUUUCUGGUUUUAAACUGCUCUCUGCGUUGCAUUUCUGAGCUGGUUGUUAUGUUACACAAGUAUCUUUUGGGUUGAGAAGCAAAAAGUGAUCAGCUUCUGAACAUUACCUGGUGAUCCCUGCUGGAAAGUGAUGUACUGAGCAAGAGAGGCUUGAUCUCGGUCGGUCGGCUGUGAUGCUUUUCCCAGCGUGGGUUGCCCGCACUGUGACACCACACCUCGGCAUUCAGCACCGCCUCUGGAAAACAGUCGAGAGGCCAAGGGUGAUCGAGUUGAGCAAAGUGCUCAAAUUGGGCUGUUAUCAGAAGCCACCUGAUGGUGAUUAAAACCCCAUCCAUCGGGAAGUCACACUAACAUUACUGAGUUCCAGAAAAAUAAAAACGUACCUCUUCUCAGGUUGGUUGUAACUCUGUUUUCCAGUUUACAAUGACCAAAUAUUUAACUGGGCGCAAUGUCAUUGUUCCACUUUGUGUUUACAAAAACAGAUUGUUGCUACAGCCUCCGCUGACUGCUUUUCAAUAUUUGAUGCCGUCAAUUCUAUGUACUUCAACCAUUUUCACACUGUAUCAACUAAUUCAUCGCUGAAUUUUAGUGGGAUAAUUCAAAAGAAUUUCAUCCUUAGCUUUCUUUUGAUAGUGGGAUUUUUUUUUUUAAUCCUAUUGAAGUUAUUUACAAUAUAUCCCUUUGCUCUGAAUAUUAUAGAACUCACUUAGUCCUGUGCUUAUUGCCCCUUGGUUUCCCAAAUGCAAUGCAUGCAGACAUGAUUGGUGCACAGGCUUUGCUUGGAGAAUCCCGUGUAGGAAGCAACUGAUCGAAUUGCAAUAAGCAAACUAGGUUAGAACAUUCACACAAAAUGCUGGUGUACCUCAGCGGGGAUAGGCAGAGGUGUGACGGGUGGUGGUCUCCUUCUCCCCAGAGAUGCUGCCUGUCCCCCUGAGUUACUCCAGCAUUUUGUGUCUACCUUCGGUAUAAACCAGCAUCUGCAGUUCCUUCCUACACAGGUUAGAAUAUUUUUGGCCACAAUGUCCAAGUGUCCACUUGAGAAAAUAAGAAGCUGCAGAGUGCAAUCUGGUGUUUGCCAUGCGAUGCGUUGAACAGGAAGGGCAAUUGCAAUGGUGCAGCAGUUAGUUCUGCUGGCUUGCACCUCCUGGCAACUUGGGUUCAAACCUGAAUAUGGAUGCUGCCUGUCUGGGGUUUGCAUGUUCUCCCUGUGGCCCCUGCAUCCCAAUAAUAUACUGAGGGUCCACAGGGAAAAUGUCUCCUGCAGAUCACGCCAAGUGUAGAUAGGUAGUGGAAAAUUAGAGGGGAGCUGAUGGGCAUGCAAGAGAAAAUAAGUUGCAGGGAAGUAAAUUGGUGAGUGUUUCUGAUGGGAAUACUCUUGAGAGCAGCAUCAACUCAAUGGGAUGCAUGGCCACAUGUUAUUAGACGUAUGAAUCUGGGCUGCCAAAGAUUUGAUGUUUCAGAAGUCACUUUUAUUCCAUUUAUAGUAUACAUAAGGACAAAAUAUUGCAUCUGUGGAAAUGUUUAUAGCCAUUUGGGCAAUGUUGCUCGUCAACUGCAGUUAUUCUUGUGCAUGCACACAAACUGAACUCUAUAUUGGUAUCUUACCUGAAUGUCUUUGAUUGUUGGAUUUUUGUAAAAUAACAAAUAUAUAUCUAUUUAUUAUCAAGCAUUUUGACUGCUGACAGCCAUUUCCCUUUAGUUUAAGCCUGUGUUGUGGCAACCAGUUAUGUAAAAUGUUCCUGUGGAAUUAAAAGGUGAAACUUCUCCACCCCAUGGAUAUGUGUAAAUAAAACCAGUUUCUCAGCAC